Messenger RNA from Frankliniella occidentalis (western flower thrips), 2555 nucleotides. RefSeq names its product X-ray repair cross-complementing protein 5. The record is from RefSeq and is a predicted model, not a curated record. The coding region runs from base 162 to 2372 and encodes 736 amino acids. Gene Ontology annotation, cellular component: Ku70:Ku80 complex; nucleus. Gene Ontology annotation, molecular function: telomeric repeat DNA binding; damaged DNA binding; double-stranded DNA binding. The transcript has 17 exons. Gene Ontology annotation, biological process: double-strand break repair via nonhomologous end joining; DNA recombination; cellular response to gamma radiation. Lineage: Eukaryota; Metazoa; Arthropoda; Insecta; Thysanoptera; Thripidae.
CAAUAAGCCGGUCAGUUGUGUUUCAAAAAGGACUCAAAUCCGCUAUAUUGUUUGCUGUCAUUGACUCCUUACACGAGGAAACAUAGCCUGCUACUGAUAUGUGACUUUCCUUUUCAUCAGAUAGUUUCAUACAUUGUGCAAUUGGUAGAUCAUCCCCCAUAAUGACUUCUGCAGAAGCCAUUGUUGUUGUUCUGGAUGUUGGACCAAGUGUUGCUCGAGAAAUUUCGCCAAAUGGAGAAACCUUUCUGCAAAAUGCACAACUCUGUGCUACAAACAUUAUCCAAAGAAAGAUUCUUUCACAAUCAAUUGAUGAAAUCGGGCUCAUAAUUGUUGGUUCUGAGGAAACUAAUAACCCACUUGCUGAUGAUGAGGGUUAUAAGAAUAUCGAAAUAGCUCACUCACUGCGACGAGCCAACUGGAGCAUGGUCAAGUCUAUAGCUAAAUAUCAAAAAGGUACUGAAGCAACUGGAGACUGGUUGGAUGCAUUGAUCGUGGCUGCAGAUUUCAUAAAAACAUCUACUGAGGGCAAGAUAUUUAAAGAGAAGAAAAUAGUCAUGCUGACCAAUUUCUGCUCUGAUGUUAGUGAUGAUGAAGUUGAUUGUAUUAUCCAAGGCUUAAAGAAUGAAAACGUUCAAGUCAUUGCUAUUGGGCCACAGACAGCCUUCAGUGAAUCUCAGGCAUCUAUUGCUCAUGAAUACAAAAGUAGAGAACAGGAAGAAGGAGAGAAACUUAUUGCUAGGAUUGUCAGUGAGGUUCCAAAAAGCGUAAUUUGUAGCUUUGAAGAUGCUAUUCCUCAACUUAUGUAUUUUGAGGUAAAGAAAACCAGGCCAACACCAUGGAAAAGUGAAUUGACAAUUGGUUCAAGCAUAAAAAUACCAGUGAAGGCGUUUGUAAAGAUUGCUGAAACAAAACCAUUUGCCACCCAUGACAUUAUCAUACCUGAAUUGAGAAAUAUAUCAUCAGGUCAUUCUAUCCCUGUGUUACCUUCUACUCAGAAUGUUACUGAUGAUGAACAAAAGCCAAAGAUUGAUUUGGAAGAUGAAGAGGUGUCUGGUAGUGGAAAAGACUUUGGCCUGAUUGAUAGAGACCGUAUUUACCAAGUGAGUGGAAACGAUGCAGAAGCAGUGGAUGCUGCCGAUGUCAUUGAAGGCUAUAUGUUUGGAACAACCAUUGUACCUGUCACAGAUGAUGAUAGACCACAGCUUGAUUACUCAUCAGGUGAAAAGUGCCUCAGUGUCUUGGGCUUCACUAAACAGCAUAAUGUUCCAUUUUAUUUGAUUUCUGGUAAAGGCUGUCAUGAAGUCUAUCCAGAAGAUGAUGAGGACAGCAAACGAGCUUUCUCAGCAUUAAUUCAAGCCAUGGAUUCUAAUGACAUGAUUGCAGUUGUCCGUAAAGUAUACAGAUUAAAUGCUGUUCCAAAAUUGACUGCAUUAUUUCCCAUGAUAACACCAGAAUAUCAGUGUUUAGUAAUGCUAGAACUACCGUUCUCAGAGAGUGUUCUUACACUUGUGCUCCCACCAUUGGUAACUGAAAAAAAUAAACCUACAGAUGAACAGUUGAAAGCUGUUGAUGAGCUUAUGUCAAAAAUGAACCUGAUGGAUCAUGAUGAGGAGGACUCAGAGAAUGGCGCAUAUGACCCUCACAAAACACUUGACCCAUACAUGCAGCAUUAUCAAAGUAUAGUGGCUAAGAAGGCAUUAAAAGGCGAUUCAUUCAUUAGCAGGUCAGAAACUGAUCAAGCUGUGAAACAGCUACUUUCACCUAAAGAAGAACUUGUUGAAGCAGCACUGCCUGCCUUAGCCAAAAUAAAAACUCUUUUCCCCCUUACUAAAGUGACUCCUAAGGAAGGAGCUCGAAAAGCUGCAGUAGAUUUGUUUCAACAAAAUGCACCCGACUUAAGUACUCAAACAGUUAAGCAACCUUUAGAUGUGAAAGACAUAAAGCAUGAUAUUGGAACUGUGCAGCCUGAGGAAGAUUUCAAGACACUUAUUAAUCAAGGAUUGCCUCUUGAUAAAGCAUGUGAUUUACUGAUGAAAGUCGUAUGUGAUUUGAUACUACAAGCAUUUGAUGCUGAUGAUUUCUUAAAACCUGGCAAGUGUUUAUUAGAAAUGCGAAAGGUGUGCCUAGAGAAAAAUCAUUUGAUGUACAACAACAGUAUUACCAAACUAAGAAAAGAUCUUCCUCUUGAAAAGAGUGAUUUUUGGGAGCUGGUUGUAAGGAGUCAAGCAGGUCUUAUUACUUCAUCUGAAACUGAUCAGAGCACAGUUACGACCGAAGAAGCUAAAGAAUUUUUGGAAAUGAUAACAGUAAAAGAUGAAAUCUUACAACCUAAAACCACUGACGAGUUUGAUGAUUUGAUUGAUGAAAUGUAGACAGACAAGACCUGUGUUUGUCUUUCAGAUUGUUGGUACUGAACCAGAAUGUUCACACACUAUACAUCAUGGAAUUAUGGAAUUUUCUGAUUUCCGUCUGGGAGAUGAAGUUGUGCCAGCAUGUUUUGUAUUUAGAAUACAAGUAAUUUAUUAUUCAAAAACGUUGUUUUCCAAGGCACAAAU